Microplitis demolitor is the source of this 1098-nucleotide messenger RNA. RefSeq lists its product as hypothetical. The record is from RefSeq and is marked provisional. Lineage: Eukaryota; Metazoa; Arthropoda; Insecta; Hymenoptera; Braconidae. The coding region runs from base 171 to 560 and encodes 129 amino acids. The transcript has a single exon.
AUGGUGCGGCAAUAAAAACGUACUCGGUCAUAAAAAUAACCAAGUGAGUAUGCCUUUAAGAUAGUUUUCAAAUCGUAAUUUCUAAUCAAAAAUGAAUGAAUAAUUACCGGAAGUAAUAGUUGUCCUUCACUAAACUGUCACUUUAUAUUUCAGAUUCGAGACUUUUGAUCAUGGUUCUUAAUCUAAUCAUACCACAAGAGUGGAACAUACUGCCCUGCGCGACGCUGCAGGUGGAACUGCUCCGUAUCAUCAGAGCAAAGAAAAAAAGUGACUUGACAUCAGCCGGAGUUGUGGGCUAUUACAAUGACGUAGUUGCAGAAUCAAUGGAUUUCUUCGAUUGUUUGUGGUUCCGGAAGCUUGAAGAUACUAGUAAAGAACCCGACUUUCAUCGUUACUCGUUGAUGAUAGUGCCAAUGGUUCCAUCAUCUGCAGCAGAUUCGGAUGACUCAAGCAGCUGCUCAGAGUGUGAUUCCGAUGCAUUGCUAUCUGACGAUGGACCCUGUUCUACUUGUGAUGAGUGUCACGACUCAGAUAGGUAUGAACUGUCAUCAGAUUGUUAGUAAACUGUAGGAGAGUAAAGUCUCAAGUAAAUUCUAGUGUUUAAAGUAAUUUAAGCUAGUGAUUUAGAUGUAAUUGCGUGUAAUCUAAUGUAAACAGUGAAAUUCGUGGUUAUUUAACUCCGUGAGCCAUAUUCGUGUGAGAGCAUUAGUGUCGAGAACAUGUCACAUUAUUUGUUGGUACCCCGUGAGUGGAAAGUGAUUCUAAAGAUGAAAGUGAAACGACAGCUAAGGUAUAUAAUUAUGCAACAUCACGAGGAAUGUGCAAUAUCUGACGAACCGGUUGUGUGUUAUAAUAAUGUGUGCGCAAGAGCAGAGAAAUUCGGAUGCUACAUUUAGUUUAAAAAGACAAGUGAUAUCAGUAAAAAGCCGGAACUGAAGGAAUACAUUAAACUUACAUUGGAAAUAGAAGAAAAACCCUUGAUAUUUAGUCAAGAAGACAUUAUGUUAUUAUUAGAAAUAGAUAAGUAAAUAGCUUACCUUUGAAUUGUGUUGUUUUAUUUUAUAAACAAAUACUGAUAUAUUAUAGGUUACAUGAAUU